CCAAACCUUUCUAACCACGCCAGAUCCAUCACCAAAGAUUCAUCCCGAUUCACCCAAAAUGCCACCCAAAUCGGAAACACAUGCUGCCUCCGCCACUACCGGCGGCACCACCCAAUUCGACCCUUCAUCCAACUCCAUCGAUCCGAUCUUCCACAUCCUCAAGGUACUCCCCUUCUUUUUUCUUCGCCCGCCUCGUCUGCGGCUGAAGCUGCCCACCUUCACUCUGCCCUCCGCAAUGACUGUCUACUCCCUCAUCCUCCUCACCUACUUCAUGGUCGUAUCCGGAAUCGUGUACGACGUCAUCGUAGAGCCCCCUGGCAUCGGCUCCACCCAGGACCGAUUUACUGGAGCGGUCAGACCUGUCGUCUUCCUCCCAGGUCGGGUCAACGGGCAGUAUAUUAUAGAGGGGUUAUCUUCUGGGUUCAUGUUCGUUCUCGGUGGUGUUGGGAUAGUGCUGUUGGAUCUGGCCCUUGAUAAGAACCGCGCCAAGAGUGUCAAGGUGUCGUUUGCGUCUGCUGGGGUUGCAUUUGUGGUGAUUUCGUAUGUCAUGAGUAUGCUCUUUGUUCGGAUUAAGAUCCCGGGGUAUCUCCGCUGAGUUAAUAUCACAUUCUAUGUUUCUAUAAGGAAUUUGAUAAACGGAAUAUUUUCCUUUUUUGGUUUUCAAAGUGUAACGAACCUUUUGUUUAAUUCAAUACUUAUCGGUUAAGUUGGAAGAAAAAGAAUUAAGGUUAAUGGAUGUUUUAAAGUCAAUUGGCAUUUGGGCGAUAGGUUUCAAUGUAAAUGGUAAUACAUUGUUGUCAGAAAAUGGGAUCCUCCAUAUGUUAUGAUGACCAGUUGCGCUUGUUUUCAGUGAAACCUUUUUUUUUUGUCCAUGGUGGCAUUAUA
Messenger RNA from Olea europaea var. sylvestris, 885 nucleotides. RefSeq names its product oligosaccharyltransferase complex subunit OSTC-like. The record is from RefSeq and is a predicted model, not a curated record. Bases 59 to 595 code for a protein of 178 amino acids. NCBI's taxonomy places the organism in Eukaryota, Viridiplantae, Streptophyta, Magnoliopsida, Lamiales, Oleaceae. Gene Ontology annotation, cellular component: oligosaccharyltransferase complex. The transcript has a single exon.